GGAUGUUGAUACCUACCCCAUAAUUAGUGGCGCCCAUGUAAAACAGAAUUCGCAGGUGAGGACAACGAACUGACUGUUAACACGAACAACCAUGUCUUCAGAAGGUUAUUAUAUCGGCAUCGACGUCGGAACGGGCUCUGUACGUGCAGGCCUUGUUAAACCCGACGGAUCCAUCGCAGCGAUCUCCACGGAGGCCACCCAGACCUUUCGUGAUCCUGAUGAUCAUCGUAUCUUCGAGCAAUCCACAACAGACAUCUGGAAUGGGAUUGGCAAGACAAUCAAGACCGUACUCAAAGAGGCCAACGUCACUCCGGAACAAGUCAAAGGACUUGGAUUUGAUGCAACAUGUUCUCUAGCCGUGACAGAUACGAACGGCGAUCCAGUCGUAGUCACUGGUGGCGCCGAUCUUGGCCAGAACGGCGAUCGCAAUAUCAUCCUUUGGGCUGAUCACCGUGCAGAGGAAGAGGCCAAUCUAAUCAAUGGCACUGGAUCUAAAGUGCUUGAUUAUGUCGGCGGAGUCAUGAGUUUGGAAAUGGAGAUCCCAAAGACCCUCUGGCUCAAACGUCGCAUGAAACCCGAGCUCUUUUCUCGCUGCCAAUUCUUUGAUCUCCCGGACUUCCUCAGCUAUCGUGCGACUGGAGACAAUACACGUUCUACCUGCUCUGUCACUUGCAAAUGUUCUUACGUUCCGGACCUCGGAUGGCAGCCGGAUUUCUUCACCAAGAUUGGUCUGAAGGAAUUCGUAGAUAACAACUACAAGCAAAUAGGUGGUGCGGAUGGUAAUAUACUAACGGCUGGACUGCCUGUGGGACAUGGGCUGUCGAAACGUGCAGCAGAGGAACUUGGUCUUUUGCCCGGAACUCCUGUAGGAAGUGCUGUUAUCGAUGCCUAUGCAGGAUGGCUUGGUACCGUCGCAGCUCGGUUCACUGAGAAUGGCAAGCUAUCCGAUUUUGUUCCUUCGCUUAACGAAUCGAGACAUCGUCUGGCUGCGUGCGCUGGCACUAGUACAUGUCACAUCGUCCAAAGCAAAGAGGGCGUAUUUGUCAACGGCGUAUGGGGACCAUACAAGGGUGCAGUCUUUCCGGGAUGGUGGAUGAACGAAGGUGGUCAAUCCUCAACCGGUCAACUUAUCGACUUCAUGAUCAAAACGCAUCCUGCGCAUGGUCAACUGCAACAACUCGCUCAGGACAAGAACACGAGCAUCCAUGAGGUUUUGCAUAAGGAACUCCAUAAGCUGUGCGCCGAGUACAAGGUUGAGAGUUUCACUGAAUUGACAAAGGAUAUGCACUUCUAUCCGGACCUUCACGGCAAUCGUUCACCAAUCGCGGAUCCUCGCAUGCGAGGUUCACUCGUCGGUCUCGCUCUAGACGAUGGCCUCUCCGACCUUGCUCGCAAAUAUAAUCUAACGCUCGAGGCGAUCGCCCUCCAGACGCGUCACAUCGUCGAUGAAAUGAACUCCAAGGGGCAUGCCAUCCAGAGUAUCUAUAUGUCUGGCGGGCAAGCCAAGAACUCACAUUUGAUGCAACUUUUCGCCGAUACCAUCGGCAUACCUGUUGUUCUUCCAAAAAGUAGCGGGGCUGCAGUCGUUCUGGGAGCGGCUAUGCUUGGAAGAUUCGCCAGUGAGGCGGGUAAGGUGGGCAAGUUGACCGAAGAGGAACAGUGCGAGGCACUGUGGAAUAUCAUGGUAUAUAUAUAUAUAUUUAAUGAACGGGCUCGCCGAGGCGUGUUGCUGAAAUUGCAUGCAGGUAGACAUGACGCCUACGGGUGCGCUGGUCGCACCGGCCGCAAGCCCCAAGGAGAAGCGGUUGCUUGAAGCGAAGUACAAGAUCUUCAGGGAGAGCAUCGAGAUUCAGAAGAGGUGGAGGCAGGAGAUGGAGGAAGCUGCCAAGUAAACUCAAACAGAUGCUUGCGAUGGUAACCGAGGAGUGCAUCAUAGAGAAUUUCGCACGGAAUAUCUGUUUUGUGGAAGGGGCAGUGUAAUAUACAGAAUAUAGAGCUAUGUAGACUGCAAUGUUUGCUUUGCUGCCGCUAUAUAAGCGUGUAUUGAAAAGGCGGUCAUGGUCUGACUGCUAGACAAGACAGUCCAAUUCCAAUAAAUUAUUUCAUAGAAUGCCGUUUAAGGCAGCAAAUUAUCGGUUGUCCGAGCCGUCCUUCAUGCCUAAAGGCGUGGCUACCGUAAGGUCUAAGAGGGGGUGGCGUGCUUGGUACUGGUCCCUCGCCAAAAAUACAAACGAUGCGCCCUCAACGGGUAUUA
Molecule: messenger RNA, 2254 nt
Organism: Somion occarium
Lineage: Eukaryota; Fungi; Basidiomycota; Agaricomycetes; Polyporales; Cerrenaceae
Source: the annotation of a GenBank genome assembly